AUGCAUGGUGUUUCCGAAUCGCUUGCCCACCUUUGUUCCAUCGUUCCGAUAAUUUCAGUCCAAGAGUCGCCAACCAUGGCACCCACGCCUAUGCCUUCAGCGCUUACAUUCGAGCUCUUGGGGAAAUGCUCGAUCACCAAGGCUCGCGCGGCGACCCUUCACCUGCCCCACGGCCCGGUUCCGCUCCCCAUCUUCAUGCCGGUAGCCACUCAGGCUUCACUCAAAGGCCUCACCCCCGACCAACUGGAAGAUCAAGGCUGCCGAUUGUGCUUGAAUAACACCUACCAUCUACUCCAGCUGAUUUCGGACACCAGCUUCCAGAUGGUAUCUCUCCUGAAACUUGCGAAAGUCACUGAAGAGGGCGUACGAUUCCUGAGUCCCCACGACGGUUCCGAAAUGCUUCUGACACCUGAACAUUCCAUCUCCCUCCAAAACUCCAUCGGUUCCGAUAUCCUCAUGCAGCUAGACGAUGUUAUCGCAACUACAUCGCCCGACCUAGCAAGAAUGAGAGAAGCCAUGGAUCGGUCCGUUCGGUGGCUUGAUCGCUGUAUUGCAGCACACAAGUACCCAGAAAGGCAGAACCUCUUUUGUAUCAUCCAGGGUGGACUCGAUUUAGAUUUGAGGAGGCAGUGCACAGCGGAGAUGGUGGCGCGAGAUACACCGGGCAUUGCCAUAGGAGGAUUGUCUGGCGGCGAAGCAAAAGAUGAAUACUGCAAGGUUGUAGACACGUGUACUGGGCUAUUACCGGAGAAGAAACCCCGAUAUGUGAUGGGCGUGGGAUACCCAGAGGAUUUGGUUGUGUCGGUUGCUUUGGGCGCGGACAUGUUCGAUUGUGUCUGGCCCACCAGAACAGCACGUUUCGGCAAUGCUAUCACGGAUCGCGGUGUUCUCAACCUUCGCAACGCGGUAUACUCGGAGGAAUUUGUACCAAUUGAGGACGGUUGCCAGUGUACCUGCUGCCGAUCGAAAGACGACGGCGGGCUGGGCAUCACAAGAGCAUAUAUAUAUCAUGUCACAGCAAAGGAGACUGCAGGGGCUCAUCUCUUGACCAUGCAUAAUGUUUACUACCAGCUCAACCUCAUGAAGAGGGUUCGACAGGCCAUCUUAGACGAUCAGUAUCCAGCUUUCUUGCGAGGGUUUUUUGCGCGCCUUUAUAAUGGCGACAAGAGCAAGUAUCCGGAUUGGGCGGUGGGUGCGUUGAAGGGGGUUGGGGUUGAUCUGUUGAGCGAUUGA
Molecule: messenger RNA, 1233 nt
Organism: Periconia digitata
Lineage: Eukaryota; Fungi; Ascomycota; Dothideomycetes; Pleosporales; Periconiaceae
Source: the annotation of a GenBank genome assembly